Cylas formicarius (sweet potato weevil) is the source of this 1057-nucleotide messenger RNA. Its product is annotated as gustatory receptor 68a-like. The transcript has 6 exons. The record is from RefSeq and is a predicted model, not a curated record. Gene Ontology annotation, cellular component: membrane; neuronal cell body; axon. NCBI's taxonomy places the organism in Eukaryota, Metazoa, Arthropoda, Insecta, Coleoptera, Brentidae. Bases 149 to 1057 code for a protein of 302 amino acids. Gene Ontology annotation, biological process: sensory perception of taste.
UACUUUCAAUGCAAUCGAAUCAUGUGUUUAUUUAAAUUCCAUUUUUGGAUUUACAAGCUUUUUAGGAACUAUAGGCGAGUUUCAGGUUAUAACCGCUUCACAGUUGUCGUACGUGUUAAACAGUGCCACGAUUUUCGUUCCGGCAUUUAUGCACCAAAUAAUUGGUCUGAUGGUCUUUAAUAAGAAACUACCAGUUCUGUUGAACAAUAUCCAAAUGCAAACCAAUUUCUUAUAUCACGAAAAGAGGAACCCAAACGAUUCGAAAUAUGUAAAAUUAUUGCUGGGUUUAAUGUUAUUUUGGACUUUGCCAGUGCAGAUCUCCUAUUUCUACGUAAAUAAAGGGCUUUUUUAUUUUUCACAAAAAAUGUAUAUUAUUAUCGUUUUGAUGGGUUUCUGGUACGGAUCCACGAUUGAUUUAUGCUUGCAUACGAAUUAUAGCGCACUGUGUUUAAUUCUGAAAAACAGAAUUAAGAAAAUUAAUCAAGAGUUAGCCAAAAUAGAAGUCUUUUUUGCAGAACAACAGAGCAAAAUGGUUUAUGACCGACUAUCGAUAGUGGGUAUCUGCAAAAUUCGGAAAUUGCGAAAGGCUUACCUCUACUUGGGGGAAUGCCGUCUGCAAUUAAACCAAAUGUUUAAAAUACCGUUAUUAUUUAGCAUAUUGGCAUUAGAAUUAUACCUAUUACAAAACGUCUUUGCUGUUCUGGACCUAAUUUUCACCAAAUACACCGAUGCCAAUAAAUUCAAGCUGAAUCUGUUUAGCAUCGCUUGGCUGGUUUAUUCUUGUUUUAAAUUAACGUGCCUGUGCUGUGUCAGCGGCUCAUUGAACACAGAGAUAGACGAAACGAGGCACAUUGUGUCAAAAAUUUAUAAUGAAAUAUGCAGUGCGGACGCCAGAGAGGAGAUCGAAGAAUUUCUCUAUAUAACAUCAGUAUUGGAUUCAAAGUUCUCUCCAUUUGGAUUCUUCACUGUCGAUUACAGCUUAAUAAGGAUUGUGGCUUCAAAAGUAACAACAUAUAUGGUAAUUGUGGCUCAGUUUACGUUUUUUAGGAGUAAUUAA